AUGUCCUGGAUUUGGGACUGGCUCUCGAGUGUGCUCAAUUUUUUAGGUCUUAGUAAAAAGAAUGGGAAACUGGUAUUUCUUGGUCUGGAUAACGCUGGAAAGACGACGCUACUGCAUAUGUUGAAAGACGACAGGAUGGCACAACAUGUGCCCACUCUGCAUCCAACUUCGGAAGAGUUGACUCUUGGUGGUAUUCGAUUCACCACCUUUGAUCUUGGUGGACACGCACAAGCCCGCCGUGUCUGGAAAGACUACUUCCCUGCGGUAGACGCCAUAGUUUUUUUGGUAGACUGCGCAGACUUGGGACGCAUUCCUGAGAGUCGGACUGAGCUGGAAUCUCUUAUUAGGGAUGAACAGGUAGCAGCAGCGCCAAUCUUGAUUCUCGGAAAUAAAAUCGACAAGUCAACUGCUUUGAGCGAAGAACAACUUAAAUGGCAUCUUGGUGUUCAACAUAUGUGCACGGGAAAAGGUGAAGUGUCACGCAGUGACUUAUCAUCACGACCGAUGGAAGUGUUCAUGUGUUCGGUGUUGCGACGACAAGGUUAUGGUGAAGGUUUUCGCUGGCUGUCGCAGUAUCUCGACUAA
Molecule: messenger RNA, 585 nt
Organism: Angiostrongylus costaricensis
Lineage: Eukaryota; Metazoa; Nematoda; Chromadorea; Rhabditida; Metastrongylidae
Source: the annotation of a GenBank genome assembly